AUGAGAUCAAAUAAUACAGAGAUAGAAGAUGGGUGUCUGCACAAGAAGCAAUGGAGAAUUUUUGAAUUCAACUUAAAUGAAAUGUUUCCAUAUGUGAUCAAUUUGCAAUUGCAUCUACGUAAUAAACAAAUGAUAUGGUACUGGGAGAGGCAGAAUUUGGAAAAUAUUCUCCAGUCAGAUAAUUCAUCAAAGGCAAUGCUUACGGAAUUUUUCAAUAUGAAUUCCAAUGAUCCAAAAGCAAGAAAAUAUCUCUAUAGAGAAGUCCCAGAGCAUUAUGUGUGGAAUAGGCAAAGAAAAUGUUGGACCACCAGACAGAUAAAAGAAUCAAUUGGACUUGUAAAUUCAGCCAAUCCUUCAGAAGGAGAACGAUUCUAUUUGAGAUUGCUACUGAAUCAUAUAAGAGGACCAACUUCAUUUAGAGAUCUAAUGUGUAUAGAUGGAAUUAAAUGCUCAUCUUUUAAGGAAGCUGCUAAAAAAAGAGGUCUUCUAAAAAGCGAUGAAGCCAUUUUAGAAUGUUUGAAAGAUUUAGCUCACUUUCAAAUGCCAAAGAUCAUUCGUAAACUUUUUGUAGUGAUAAUUGUUCAUCGUGAGCCAGGUGAUGUUAAAAAGUUAUGGGAUGAAAAUUUUGAAGCAAUGUCAGAAGACAUAAGGAGAACAACUGGCACAACUGAAUACCACAUAUUACAAACCUUAAGAGAUGUCAAUUCCUUUUUAGAGAGCAUGGGCAAAAGCAUCAAUCAGUAUGACUUGCCAAGGGUAGAAAAUGAUCCUGAUCUUACACAAAAAAAUCAAGCAAGAGAAUUCUCAGAUGAAUGUUCUAUACAAGUACCAUUGGAAGAUUAUGAUGCGCAAUAUAUGUUGAAUUUUGAGCAAAAAAUUGCAUACAAUUUAAUUCUAAACCAAGUCAACUCCAAAAAGAGUGGUAUAUUUUUUAUUGAUGGACCAGAAGGUACAGGAAAGACAUUUUUAUACCAUGCACUAUUAGCAAAAAUCAGAUCGACUAAUGAAAUUGCACUUGCAAUAGCAACUUCAGGAGUAGCAGUCGCAAUAAUGCCAGGGGAGAGAACAGCACAUUCAAGAUUUAAAAUUCUCAUUAAUAUAAAUGAUUCAAGUGUAUGCAAUUUCUUAAAACAAAGUGCAAUGGCAAAAUUAAUCCGUCGAGCAAAAUUGAUCAUAUGGGAUGAGGCACCAAUGGCUAAACGGCAAGCAAUUGAAGUAGUGGAUAGGACAUUACAAGAUAUAAUGGACAAUGUAGAACCAUUUGGAGGAAAAGUAUUCGUGUUUGAAGGUGACUUCAGACAGCUGCUCCCUGUGGUCCCUCGUGCUACAAGAACAGAAAUGAUAGAUGCAAGGUUGGUAAGGUUGUGGCCAAAAAUGGUGAAGUUGCAACUAAAAACCAAUAUGAGGGCUAGAAAUGACCCAAGUUUUAGUGAAUUUCUAUUACGAGUAGGUAAUGGAGAAGAACCAACUGAAUUAGAAGAUUUGAUUCGCAUUCUAGAUGAAUUGUUGAUACAAUACAAACAUGAAGAUACAUCUGAAGAUGAACUGAUAAAUGCAAUAUUUCCUUCAUUGCAACAACAUGCCAAUUCGACAGAAUACAUUAAAGAUCGGUCAAUCUUGGCAACUAAAAAUGAUACAGUUGACAAACUAAAUGACAAGCUUAUUGAGCAAUUUCUAGGAGAAAGUGUUAUAUAUUACAACUUUGAUUCAACAACUGAUGAUGCACAAACACAAUACCCAGAAGAAUUUCUCAAUUCCUUGGCACCAAAUGGGCUUCCCCCUCAUAAAUUGGUUUUGAAGAAAAAUUGUCCAAUCAUGUCAUUACGCAAUUUGGAUCCUGCACAUGGAGAAUGCAAUGGUACACGAUUGGUUUGUUGGGAAUUUAGAAGGAAUGUCGUUCUAGCAGAAAUUACAAUUGGACAAUUUUCAGGCAACCUUGUGCCUCUUCCAAGAAUACCAUUAUGCCCAACAGAAAAUGAAGGCUAUCCUUUCCACCUAAAAGAGAGCAAUUCCCAAUAA
Macadamia integrifolia is the source of this 2019-nucleotide messenger RNA. RefSeq names its product ATP-dependent DNA helicase PIF1-like. Gene Ontology annotation, biological process: telomere maintenance; DNA repair. The record is from RefSeq and is a predicted model, not a curated record. The transcript has a single exon. Bases 1 to 2019 code for a protein of 672 amino acids. Gene Ontology annotation, molecular function: DNA helicase activity. Lineage: Eukaryota; Viridiplantae; Streptophyta; Magnoliopsida; Proteales; Proteaceae.